Messenger RNA from Acanthisitta chloris (rifleman), 246 nucleotides. It is a transcript of the gene SMIM5, whose product is annotated as small integral membrane protein 5. The record is from RefSeq and is a predicted model, not a curated record. Bases 1 to 246 code for a protein of 81 amino acids. NCBI's taxonomy places the organism in Eukaryota, Metazoa, Chordata, Aves, Passeriformes, Acanthisittidae. The transcript is spliced from 2 exons.
AUGUCUUCUGAAGGCUUUCUGAAGGAAAUUCAAACCAUUGGUAAGAAGCUUCUCCUUAAGCUCCAGAAACUGCCCAAGGCUGAGCCAGUGGAGAUUGUGUGCUUUUGUGUGGUCCUUCUGUUUAUUGCUACUGUUCUGGUACUCAUGAUCAUUGCCUGCAGUUGCUGCUGCUGCAGCUGCUGUGGCUGUGAUGGACGUCCUAACCACAGACGUAGGAAGGCCCAAGUGCUCCCAAGGACUUCAUGA